Cherax quadricarinatus is the source of this 578-nucleotide messenger RNA. RefSeq names its product signal recognition particle 19 (gene Srp19). Gene Ontology annotation, biological process: SRP-dependent cotranslational protein targeting to membrane, signal sequence recognition; SRP-dependent cotranslational protein targeting to membrane. Gene Ontology annotation, molecular function: 7S RNA binding. The record is from RefSeq and is a predicted model, not a curated record. Lineage: Eukaryota; Metazoa; Arthropoda; Malacostraca; Decapoda; Parastacidae. Gene Ontology annotation, cellular component: signal recognition particle, endoplasmic reticulum targeting.
AAUAUAUAGAAGCUAUGUACACCAGGAAAUAAGUCAAAACCCAUGGAGAUAUAUUAAGGUGUGAACGUUGUAAGAGGUAAACAAACAUCAUGGCGGCGGCGGCGACGGCUCGACCCAUGACAAAACUACCAGAUGGUUUUGACAGAUGGAUCUGUUUGUAUCCUGCAUAUAUUAACAAAGACAAAUCCCGUGCUGAAGGUCGAAGAAUUCCUAAGGAGAAGGCAGUAUCAGCACCCACAUGCAAGGAGAUGCUAGAUGUGCUCUCUACAUCAGGCCUUCAGGUACUGGGUGAACGCAAGAUUUACUGCCGUGAAAAGAGCAAAGAACCUAUAUAUUGGGGCAGAGUGCGUGUUCAACUGAAGAAUCAGACCGGAGAACCUAUAAAUCCCAGAUUCAGAUCUCGUGAGGAUGUCAUGUUCUUCACUGCAGAGAAGAUUCCCCAACUGAAAACAAGAACAAACCCUAAACAUAACCAGGAUUCUCAGCAGCAACAAGGAAAGCAGGGCAAGGGAAAGAAAAAAAAGUAAUCCAGUGUUUUGAAUAUUAUGGAACCAGUAAAGAAUAAAAUGUAUGCAAUU